Aspergillus chevalieri is the source of this 744-nucleotide messenger RNA. RefSeq names its product uracil phosphoribosyltransferase (gene FUR1). NCBI's taxonomy places the organism in Eukaryota, Fungi, Ascomycota, Eurotiomycetes, Eurotiales, Aspergillaceae. The record is from RefSeq and is a predicted model, not a curated record. Bases 1 to 744 code for a protein of 247 amino acids. The transcript is spliced from 4 exons.
AUGGACGACAUUGAGUCUGAACCUGUUCCUUCUCCUGCUCAAGGUGUAGGUCCAAUUUACAGACCUGAUGGUGAGAAACCAACAGCAACAGUUUCAAAGAGCUUAUCAUACGAAAACGUUCAUGUAUUGCCCCAAACUCCCCAGUUGAUUGCCCUUCUAACGAUGAUUCGAGAUAAAGGAACCGGGCGUGCAGAUUUCAUCUUCUAUUCAAACAGAAUUAUUCGGCUACUGGUAGAAGAAGGCUUAAACCAUCUGCCUGUUGUGGAGCACUCAGUGACAACCCCAGUCGGCCGCGCCUAUCUCGGAGUCAAAUUUGAGGGGAAAAUAUGUGGGGUAUCCAUUAUGAGAGCAGGGGAGGCGAUGGAGCAAGGAUUGAGAGACUGUUGUCGAUCGGUUCGAAUUGGGAAGAUUUUGAUCCAGCGGGACGAAGAGACGUGCAAACCGAAACUUUUCUAUGACAAACUUCCCGCUGAUAUUGCUAAUCGAUGGGUUCUGCUCCUUGAUCCAAUGUUUGCAACAGGAGGUUCCGCUACUCUCGCUGUUGAAGUUCUGAAGGCGAGGGGUGUGCCAGAAGAUCAUAUCCUUUUCCUCAACCUCAUUGCAAGUCCGUCCGGGGUUGCGGAUUUUGCAGAGCGUUUUCCUAAACUUAGGGUAGUGACUGCAUUCAUUGACCAAGGCUUGGAUGAGAAGAAGUACAUAAUUCCAGGUUUGGGUGAUUUCGGUGACCGAUACUACACUUUGUAA